AUGGCAGGCAUCUAUGACCGAGUUCCGAAGUCGGAACCUAGUCCAGCAAUUUCUGGAUUAGCUGCUCGAAUGCCUGUGUCUCAUGGUCUACCUGUCGCCCACCCAAUUCCUGGUUCCUCUCUGGAUCAUCUGACUAUGGACAUGAAAAACCUAGUCAAAAAGAUUCAAGACCUCAGCCACUUGGGAAUUGAAGACAGCAAGAUCAUGCUGCCCAAAAUAUGUGUCGUCGGUGACCAGAGCACCGGAAAAAGCUCCCUUAUCGAGGGUAUUUCCGAGAUCAAGGUACCUAGAUCCGAAGGAACCUGCACGCGAUGCCCCCUGGAGAUCAACCUUUCCGAAAGCAAUGACAACUGGAAAUGCGUGAUCCACCUGUCACGCCGCUACAUCUUCGACCCGUCGAAGGAUCCGUCGAAGCGGAUGAAAAUGCCCAAGAAGUCAGAGCCACUAGGACCAUGGACUGCCCUUGGUGGCCAAGAUGAUGAGCAUUUCGUCACCUUGGAAAAUAAACGAGAAGUCGAAGGGGCUAUCCGGUGUGCCCAGUUAGCAAUUUUGAACCCUAGCACAGAUUCGCAUGAUUUUGUCCCCGGAUCUAACGACAUGGCACAGACAUAUCAAGUCAAGUUUUCUCCAAAUGCCGUGCGGUUGGAUAUCUCCGGUUCGGGUCUUCCCAAUCUCUCGUUCUACGAUCUGCCUGGGGUGAUUAGCCAGGCCGAACAUGAUAAUGAACGAUACCUGGUGAACCUGGUCGAAAAUCUGGUCAAGGAUUAUGUUUCUCAGGAGCAUUGCAUUGUACUCCUCACACUUCCCAUGACAGGCGAUGCGACAAAUUCUAGUGCUGCUCGUCUCGUGCGGGACAUCAAGGGCGCAAAAGAACGUACCCUUGGAGUCCUGACCAAACCCGAUUUGCGAUCCCCCGACGAGGCAUUUGACCAGUGGCUUGAAAUUCUGGAUGGAAGCAAGUUCCACCUCGGUCACGGUUAUUAUGUCAUUCGGAACAAUAAUGACCCAUUGGUCAGCCAUGCACAAGCUAGGAAGGAGGAAGAUGAGUACUUUGGCUCUUCACUGUGGAGGGAUCUCUCUGCAUUCGAGGGCCGUUUUGGUACUCGACAGCUUCAAACGGCAUUGUCUGACCUUUUGAUGCGCCAGAUCUUAGGAUCUUUGCCCUCCAUCAUUGCCCAGAUUGAUGAAAAGUCGAAAGCUAUUGAUGAAGAACUUCGAACUUUGCCUAAUCCUCCUACUGAGGAUGUUCAGCGGAUCCUUUGGGCCAAAACCUCGGACCUUGAGCGGAAAAUUCAUGAACUUUUUGAUGGAACACCCAGUAUCGAGCACAGUUCCUCUCAGCGAAAGCCACUGCAGGAGCAGUGGAACAAGAUCGUUAUGGACCUCCAGACCGCGCUCGCAAAGACACGCCCCAUCUUAGAUGUUGCUGCGCAGAAGGACAACGAAGACUUGGCUGAAGUUGUUGAUUCGGAUUGUGAGAUGAAGAUUGUGGGCGCCAACACGUCCACACCGAAGAAAAGAAAAUCGCCUGCAAGCGUUGCUUCUCCAUCAGAGCCAGCAACUCCGAGAAGGACCAUGUACAGCACCUCCCACUUUGAAGGAUCGAAGUCUGCCCGAAUGAACCUGCAAUACCUCACAGAACUCAAGAUUCGUUCAAAUACAGUUGGUGUACCAAACCAGCUUGAUCCACGAGCAAUUGAAAAUCUGAAUAAAAGAAGCGUUGAUCAUUGGGGGAAGCUCAUGGAGAUUUUCCUGAAGGCUACACAUAGCCUUGUGCACGGCAUGUUGAUUGAAGCGCUUGAGGACGAGUUCGCCCAGUACCACCAGACUGGGCUGUAUCAGGAACUCAGCAGAAUCUUGAAGGAAUUUAUGAGCAAGCUCCGCCAUGCUCAUCUUCAAAUUGCCAAAGAUUACUGCAAGUCCGAGCGCGAGAUACCGUUCACAAUGGCCCAAGGUCAACACCAGGUCUUGAUGCAACAGGCUUCGAGCUCUCUGAGAGCUCGUCGAUUUAAUGCUCGCGCCAGUUGCUGGCUAAAGAUUCGUGGCCAUGAUAUGAGUGACGAAAGAAUUUCUGACAAGAUCAAGAAGAUUCAACCAGAGCAACUUGGUCCUGAUAGAUACUCGCAAGAAAUUGAGAUGAUGGCCAGCUCGCUGGCCUACUAUGAUAUCGCAUCUUCCCGUUUCCUAGACGUCUUGUGCCAGUCCACUCACAUGAAGUUGUUCCGGACUUGCCGCGCAAGUCUUGUUAAUACUCUUCGUGACGACCUGGAGAUCUUCGGCGAUAAUGGACGUGCCCGUUGCCUGGACCUCAUGACAGAAGACCCUGAACGCCAGCAUCGCCGUGCACAGUUACUGAAGGAGCGAGAGAAGUUCAGCAAAGCUCAAGAAUGGCUGGACUCCGUCCGAGAUUCAGACGUUGAAAUGGAAGAUUCCGACCCAACUCCUCUCGCAGACAUCAAAGAGGAUUGGUAA
Messenger RNA from Penicillium expansum, 2472 nucleotides. RefSeq names its product putative dynamin GTPase. Bases 1 to 2472 code for a protein of 823 amino acids. Gene Ontology annotation, molecular function: GTPase activity; GTP binding; microtubule binding. The transcript is spliced from 4 exons. The record is from RefSeq and is a predicted model, not a curated record. NCBI's taxonomy places the organism in Eukaryota, Fungi, Ascomycota, Eurotiomycetes, Eurotiales, Aspergillaceae. Gene Ontology annotation, cellular component: cytoplasm; membrane; microtubule.